AUGACAUUCACAGCGAAUGGAAAAGAGUUUGAAAUGAUGGGUCAUUUACAUUGUGAUGUUUUUAAUCAAGAUAAAUUUUUACUUAACGGAGUAGCAAUGAGAAUUUGUUUAGUUCGAUCAAAAAACACAUUUUGUCUUAUGAAUGGAAGUAAAAAUAACUACAUUGUCAAGAUUUUGGAGGCUAUGUUAAUAACGAGAAGAGUGAAAAUUAACCCGACUAUUUUAAUAGCUCAUGCAAGAACAUUGGGUCAAACAACUGCAAAGUAUCCGCUUACUAGAGUUGAAGUAAAAUCGUUUGUUUUAUCCAAAAGAAUACUUGGAAAUACUAUCGAUAAUGUGGUAUUGGGCCAAUUACCUAAAAGAAUAAUAGUUGGUUUUGUGGACAAUAGAGCAUACAACGGUUCCAAAACACAUAAUCCUUUCACUUUUCAAACUUUUUCAUUAAAUUAUCUUUGUUUAUACAUCGAUGGCCAACAAGUGUUGGGUAGGGCGCUACAGCCGGAAUUUGGUAAAGAUAGUUACUCUGAGGUAGAAGCAUAUAACACCUUAUUUAGUGGAACGGGUGUCCACUUCGGAAAUACGGGGUCAUGGAUCACACGCUUAGAUUAUCAAUAUGGAAGCACUCUUUAUGCUUUUGAUUUAACACUAGACCUAUCCGCAAAUUUGGCUUCUCAUUGGAAUUUAGUUAAAACGGAAGUCUUAGACUAG
This is a messenger RNA of Cotesia glomerata, 708 nucleotides long. RefSeq lists its product as uncharacterized. NCBI's taxonomy places the organism in Eukaryota, Metazoa, Arthropoda, Insecta, Hymenoptera, Braconidae. The record is from RefSeq and is a predicted model, not a curated record. Gene Ontology annotation, cellular component: cytosol. Bases 1 to 708 code for a protein of 235 amino acids. Gene Ontology annotation, biological process: deoxyribonucleotide biosynthetic process. The transcript has a single exon. Gene Ontology annotation, molecular function: ribonucleoside-diphosphate reductase activity, thioredoxin disulfide as acceptor.